AAGGACGGAGCGGAUUCGUUAUUUUUUUUCAUCUUUCGAAUCCUCCGGUAGACGCGCUUUUACCUUCCUUCCCUCGCCGUUCGGUGCACGCGGAAGCGAGCGCAAAUUCCGCCGUCUCUUCCAAUCGUGAUCUUCGCUUUUAGCACCGAUAACGCCGCGAAAAGCUCGAAACCCUGGCCAGAAAAAGCGCGCUCGUCGAGCCACGCUCGACGCGGAGGAAGAAGAGGAAGUACGAUCAUGGGGAACGCGACUACAAAGAGACACUAUUCCAAGAGCAUCUCUCUAGCGAGCUCGUCCAAAAGACCACGCUGGGACGGACCAGGAUUGCCAGCACCUCCGGGCAAGCCAAUUCUGAUACCAGGAACGGACGACGCGCAACCGGACGUCGUUGGAAUACGCUGGGAACGAUCGCCCAGUAACGGCGGAUCGGCCAUCGUAGGUUAUCUGGUCGAACAUCGACGAAUGGGUUCGGCUCAUUGGGUGCGUAGUAAGCCUGGCCUCUGCACUUUUCCGGAACUAACGUUGAGCGGUCUUGAGCCAGGAUGGCGUUAUCAGUUCAGGGUCAGAGCACAGAAUGCGGUAGGUCUCUCAGCUCCUAGCGAGCUGUCGGAUCCCUUGACGGUAACGUUGCAACGAGCCGCUGCAUCCGCCCCGCAGUUCGACCUCGAACUCGACGACUUGAUCGCUUUGGAGAACGAACAGGCGGAAUUCGUAGUGAGAUUUACGGGAACACCCUUACCAAAGAUCUCUUGGUUCAAGGACGGCUUCGAAAUUUUUAGCAGUAGACGAACGAGAAUCUUGACCGAAAAUGGGAAAAGCGUACUACUUAUACAUCAGACGGCUCUUAACGACGAGGGUGAAAUCAAGUGUACCGCAACGAAUAGAGCUGGCCACGUUAGUACCAAAGCCAGACUGAUUCUCGAAGCGUUUCCAAAGAUACGACUACCGAGGCAGUACGAGGACGGUCUCCUUUUCGAGCAGGACGAAACGAUCAGAUUGAAAGUGUCUUUAGCCGGAAGACCACCACCUACCGUAGCUUGGUUCCACGACGGAGAACCUCUUUCACAGGACACACGGCACAUUUUCGAAUCUAUGGACGGCGAAUCGGUUUUAAAGAUACCGGACGCAAAGCGUUUCGACAGAGGAGAGUACACGGUAAAAGCUAGAAACAAACUCGGCGAAGACGCAUCCUCCUUUCUCGUUACGGUUACAGAUCGACCAGCUGCACCCGGAAAGGUAAACGUCACGAUGACUUUGGGCAGAUCCGUCACGUUAUCCUGGAAAGAACCGGAGGACGACGGCGGCUGUAAGAUCGGCACUUACAUCGUCGAAUAUUACAGAAUCGGUUGGGAGGUAUGGUUGAAGGCAACGACGAGCCGUCAAACCGCGGCAACGCUGACCGAAUUGCUCGAAGGCUCGGAGUACAGAUUUCGGGUAAAGGCAGAGAAUCCAUACGGAGUGAGCGAUCCGAGCGAGGAAAGCGACAUCAUCUUCAUUCCGGAUUUGAAUAAAGGGGCAACGUCGCCGCAAUUAACUGGAAAGUCUCAGAGCCAACGAGAGAUCAGUCGAUCGCGCGGUGACAAGCGCGAGGUUAGCUUCGUCGAGCCGGCUCCGAGGAGCAGAAGCCUCACGAGAGAAGAAGCAGGGAUGGACGGGCGAUCUCGUUUCGGAGGACGAUCUUCGUCGGCGCAAAGAUUGUCGAUGGAAAGACCAUCGAGGGCGGACAGCAGAGUCACCUUCGGUCCGGACACUACGAUUCACGUCGAAAGAACCGUACCGCCUGUACCACCCGCCAGGUCGAGAGAUCACUCAUCUUCCAAAUACGAAAAUCGAGCGGAGAAUCAUACGGUACGACAAGACGCUUCCUCUGUGAAAACGAACGAAUCGCAGGAAGGCUCGGAGACUAAAAAGAGAGCAACGUCCCCGACAAUUUCAGCUGCCGCUGAAACGAAAGGAAGACCGACGUCGCCGACGUCCGCCGUCGUAACGAUCUCGCCAUCGCCCAAGACCGAUCCUCCGAUCGGCCGUUCUUCGUCGCGAUCGAGAGAAAGAAGCUCGUCUCCUCUUUCGUUGUCUCAAACCCGAGAGAAUCCAGGGGAAGGGGCAAAUGGGUCGCGUUCUCCGCUCCUCCGACCCAUAUCGAUUUUGAAGAAGCAAAACGGUUUGAGCGACGAGCUCGAUGCGACGCAACUGGCGGCAUCGCCUAGAGAGAACAACGACAUGCUACACGAUAGUUCGGAGUUCAUGUUGGUCUUAUAUCCGAAGGACGAAACCGAGAACAAGGAGGAUAAUGAGGGAUUAGGCACGACGGGAUCGAAACGAGGUACGACGGAGGUGAUGGAGGACGAGGAGGAUUUGGUACCGCCGCCGAUGUCUCUAUCCCUUCCCGAAUUAUUCAGUAAAGAGCACGAAGCGAUAGAGAUACUGCGCGAGGCGGUCAGCUCUACGGAAAUGUUACACGAACGUGCCAUGGAACGUUUCUAUAAAGCGAUGGAGGCCGAGAAAGAGUCGGAAAGCGCGAGGAGAAAGGAAGCGUUGGAGAGAAAAACCGGAGAACUGGCUUCUAUCGCGAGACAGGACUUCGAGAUGGGAGGAGCUCUGAAAACCGUAAAAGCGCCGUCUCUUCGAAGAAAGUUGUCCAAUUCCGGUGGAGCCACGCAGAACCUGAUCUCCUCUUGGCAAGCCAAGAAAGCUCGCAGAAGAUUGAGCGAGGGCCAGGUCGAGGGGGUCUACAAACCUACGAAGCUUUUCUCUCCGUUGCUGUUACCGGACGUCGAGGCUAGAUCCGAUCCAAAUCUACCUACCGAGGAGGAAACCAUUACCGCAAGGCCUUGGAGGAGGAGCAGCGACGAGGAGGGAGCCGAACGUCUGCGCAGAUGGCACGAAACCAACGUGCCUUUGCUCGAGGAAACUUUGGUAGAGAAAUCGAUAGGCUUGAGAGCCGACGAUUCCACCAAUCGGACGAUUUCUCCGUUUCGAGAGAUCGCAUCGGAAGAGCAAGAGCGAAGGGACGAGCGAGUGCGAGAAGAGAAAGAGGAAGAGCUGGUGGAAGAGCGGGCGGAAGAGGAGGAGAGUAUCGAGACGUCGGAAGAAUCCUCCGAAGAGAUAAGCAGCGCCGACAGCGAGGAUUUGAAAAAUUUGAAGCAAAGAAUCUUGGCGAGACGAGUCAUGGAAGAGGAAGACACGUAUCAUCCGAGAGGUAGACCUAUCCCGCACUUCGAUAGUUUCGACAAGCCACACUUUUCCGAAUACGGCGACCCUUCGAUCACGGACGAUUCGACGAGUCCAUCGAUUUGGGUUCGAUCACCCUCGUCGCCUACGAACCUUCAACCGAAAUCGAUUCUGAAGAAGCCUAAGGAGGAUGGUACUCCGCGAAUAAACGAGCUUGGCAAAGUCGUACCGCCCGAGAAACCGAUAAGAAAGGUACCACCCGUGAGACAAGAGGAAGCGUCCGAUCCGAACGGACGUAAUUUGGACGAUACGAGCGAGUACUACGACGCGAUGAAACCCGGGGUCAUGUCGGAAUCGGACACCGAUAGCGUCUUAUCGGCCGGAGAGGCGGCUAAGAAUCGCAGAAUACAAGCUAAAAUGCGCUCGGCAACGCCCGAAGACGAGACGAACGAAGCCGACGUCGAAGCGAGAAUGGCGGUUGUUAGCCAUUACACCGAGAUCGUGCGCGAACAUUCGUCGAGUCAUAAUCCAGUAGCGGCUGGCAGGGUUCGGGACGAGGGCUCGAGUCGAGGCUCCUCUUCGGAGAAGGAUCGAAGAAGCGACGGACCGAGUAAGAACAAAGUAUCCGCUGUUGCGGCGAUCAAAGAGGCUAGGGAGGGCGAGAAAGCGUCCGCUGGCGAAGCGAUCGGUAAAAGGAAGAAUAGCGUUGGAUCGCGCGGCACGACCCCUUCCAGAGACCCGAGGUUGGUCAAAGAAAGGAGAGAGAGCAGAGCGUCUUCGCGAACAAGGUCGCCGAGUUCUAGAUCGAGGAACGUUUCCGUCGAAAGAGGCACCGCUUCGAGAUCCUCCUCGAAGACCAGAGUACGCGCUCCGUCACGGGAGAGGAACGAUCGGCCAGGAUCGAGGACAACCUCGGAAGAGCGAGCAUUCGCCAGAGAGAGAUCCGUCGAUCGAAGCGCGCGUAACACAAAAGGCACCUCGAGAUCGAGUUCGCGAGACAGGCAGAGGGCAACGACACCGGCCGAACUCAAGAUCGAGCGUUUGCAAAGGGCCUUGGAGAGUAAAAAGUACAGAGCUCGGAAUAGAACUCGAUCGGAUAUCGAUAAAUAUUACCCGGAGUCGUUUCCGACCGAUCGUGCCAGCGACAAACGUCUCGCGCUUCAAGCUCGGAACGCGGUGAAGUCUACCGUCAACUAUAUAACCGACUUGACGCUUCUCAUGGCCGCCGUUUACGUUUAUCUCUUCAAGAAGGAGACCAUGGCGAUACCCUUCAUCGCUCUUCUUCUUUACAGACGUAUCCAAGAAGGCAUUCGCGAGCGUAUAUCGGGACGUUGGUGGUCGUCCAAACGCAAGCACUGACCAAUUAGAACGUUCGCGGUAUCGCGAUCGUAGGAUCAUUUCGUUUAUCUCUUAGUCGGGGAUGGAUUGUUUAUCCCAUAAAUCGAAUGAAAGGUGGCGCGCUAAAAGAGUAUUUUGUACGUACCUAAUGGAGAGAUCUAGCUCCUUCGAAUUACUCAUUGUUUCUCUCUUUCUCUGUCCAUUCAUCCAUCCAUCCGUCUUAUUAUCUUCCUCGGUUUACGAUAGUCUCUUUUUAUACGCGUUAAUCGCGCCUAUUUACGUUACUCGCUCUCUGGUCCAACUUUCGAGCAACGACGUUGCAGUCGCGCAGCGAACUUGACUCCGACGAAAGAGAACGCCGUAGGACGAACGCGUUAUCUCACAACGGAAUUAUAUUUUAUUUGUUGCAUAUCCGUGCUUUACGAGGAAACGUCUCGAUAAGAGUAUAUAUAGCUUGUUACUGGAUAAGAGGAUACAUGUAAUUUAUAAAACGAAAAGUCCUUCUAUUUUUGCGACGUUUGUUUUUACGUCGAUGCCAUCGUUAUUUAUUCUUAAUAUUAUUAUCGCCUUAAUUUCAAUAAACGUGUACAUAAGUA
Molecule: messenger RNA, 5105 nt
Organism: Vespula pensylvanica (western yellowjacket)
Lineage: Eukaryota; Metazoa; Arthropoda; Insecta; Hymenoptera; Vespidae
Gene: MnM
Product: titin homolog
Exons: 10
Coding region: 238-4530 (1430 amino acids)
Molecular function (GO): protein binding
Source: RefSeq, a predicted model, not a curated record